AGAAAAACCCAUAAACGAGAGUGGUCAGAGAGAGAGAGAGAGAGAGACAAGUUACUUUACUUGGCCAUAUUAGAGCUAACACUAGUACAGUUUGGUUUUGAGAAGCCGAGAUUUUUUUUGUUAUUGUGAAUUGUGGUGUUAAAGGGAAAGCUUUUUUACAUAGAUCCGUAGUUGUUUGCAUUUGUCUUCUAAUCAGUUCUGAUUGACAAGAGCGAUGAUGAAAAUGUUGGAACUUGGUCUUCUGCUUUAGAUGGCAACACCUGUACAGGCUCCUACGGUUGAGGUAUCACCGCCUACUACACCAUUGACGUCGCCUCCACCAAUGGCGUCGUCUCCACCGCAGCCGUCGUCUCCCGGUGAUAAUGCUACUUCCCCAAGUAAAGAACCCAUUAAUGGCAAUUCACCGGAGACCCCAAUCACUCCAGCUCAGUCUCCUCCUCCUCCUCCGGUGACUCCAGUAUCAUCCCCACCGCCAGAACCUUCUCUCUCACCACCUCCACCAAUUGGAGCUCCUCCCCCUGUUCCUACUCCACCCGACCCGCCAACAAAUCCAUCACCUCCGCCUGAGAGCUCUCCCCCUCCCCCUCCACCAGCUGAUCAGCCUGUCAUUUUACCACCUCCGUCACCUGCUCCACCCUCGAGACCAUCAGUUCCGCCACCGGAAGCCACUCCACCACCACCUGCACCAGACUUACCAAUAUAUCCACCUCCGCCACCUACAUCAGACCCACCAUCACAUUCAUCUCCACCUCCUCCAAGUCAUUUGCCUUCCCCACCAGCCUCAGAACGUCCUCCGCCUCCUCCACGGGAUCCAGAACCUUCUCCUCCUCCACGGGAUCCACAACGUCCUGAAAAGUCUCCUCCACCGGAUCCUAAACCCCCUACUCCUUCAUCUCCUCCUCCACCGGAUUCUGAACGCCCUGCUCCUUCAUCUCCUCCUCCACCGGACUCAAAACGUCCUGUGCAUCCUUCACCUUCGCCACCAGAGAAAAUUACCCCACCUCCCAAGCCAAGUCCACCUAUCUCACCUUCUAAUUCUCCCCCACCACCCUCAUUUGUAUCCCCGCCUUCGCCUCCUAAAGAAUCUGUGCCAGGUUCUGAUAAUCCAUCUCCAAACAAUCCUACUCCUGUGACAUCUAAUUCCAGCGAUUCCGGUGAUAGUACAGCGGCUGUCGUGGGUGUAAGCAUUGGAGUGGCCCUGUUCCUGCUUGGUCUUAUUGGAGUUGUUGUGUGGUGUGUCAAGAGACGGAAAAAGACGCUCUCCUCCAUUGGUGGUGGCUAUGUUAUGCCAACGCCUAUGGAUUCCUCCCCAAGAUCAGAUUCAGCGCUUCUCAAGACGCAUUCAUCCGCACCUCUAGUGGGAAAUCGUUCUAGCAAUCAAACACAUUUUUCGCAGUCAGAACCUGGUGGUUUUGGUCAAUCGAGGGAACUUUUCUCAUAUGAAGAACUUGUCAUAGCAACAAAUGGAUUCUCUGAUCAAAAUCUAUUGGGUGAAGGUGGGUUUGGUCGUGUAUAUAAAGGAGUCUUACCAGAUGAAAGAGUAGUUGCUGUGAAACAAUUAAAAAUAGGUGGAGGACAAGGUGACCGAGAGUUCAAAGCCGAGGUUGACACCAUAAGCAGGGUACAUCAUCGGAAUUUACUUUCUAUGGUUGGAUACUGCAUUUCAGAGAACCAGAGAUUGCUUAUCUAUGAUUAUGUCCCUAACAACAAUCUUUACUUCCACCUUCAUGCCGCAGGAACUCCGGGUCUAGACUGGGAAACACGUAUUAAAAUUGCUGCUGGUGCGGCUCGUGGACUAGCUUAUCUUCAUGAAGAUUGUCAUCCUCGUAUCAUACACAGGGACAUCAAAUCAUCCAACAUUCUUUUAGAGGAUAACUUUCAUGCUCUGGUUUCUGACUUCGGCCUUGCAAAGCUAGCUCUCGACUGUAACACACACAUUACAACUCGGGUUAUGGGAACAUUUGGCUACCUGGCUCCUGAAUAUGCAUCAAGUGGCAAAUUAACCGAGAAAUCAGAUGUUUUCUCCUAUGGCGUUGUUUUACUGGAGCUAAUCACUGGACGUAAGCCUGUGGAUACAUCCCAACCUCUGGGAGAUGAGAGCCUUGUUGAAUGGGCUCGUCCUUUGCUUAGUCAUGCCAUUGAAACCGAAGAUUUUACAGCUUUAGCAGAUCCCAAGCUGGAUAAAAACUACGUGGGUGUUGAAAUGUUUAGAAUGAUUGAAUCAGCUGCAGCUUGUAUUCGCCAUUCAGCCACGAAGAGACCUCGAAUGAGUCAAAUUGUGAGAGCUUUUGACAGUCUAGCUGAGGAAGACCUCACCAAUGGGAUGAGACUAGGCGAAAGCGAAAUCAUCAACUCAGCUCAGCAGUCUGAGGAAAUUAGAUUGUUUAGGAGAAUGGCUUUUGGCAGCCAAAAUUACAGUACAGAUUCUUUCACUCGUAGUAGUAAUAUAAGCAGAGAUGAAAACGUGUAAAUAUCAACAACAAAACACAUUGCAUGAUGAUUUUUCCGAGAAAGAGAUCUCAAAGCAGAACCUUCAUCUCUUGAUUAACUUCAAAUUUGGAUC
Molecule: messenger RNA, 2563 nt
Organism: Capsella rubella
Lineage: Eukaryota; Viridiplantae; Streptophyta; Magnoliopsida; Brassicales; Brassicaceae
Product: proline-rich receptor-like protein kinase PERK10
Exons: 9
Coding region: 251-2470 (739 amino acids)
Biological process (GO): protein phosphorylation
Molecular function (GO): ATP binding; protein kinase activity
Source: RefSeq, a predicted model, not a curated record